Messenger RNA from Amphibalanus amphitrite, 1930 nucleotides. Its product is annotated as ethanolamine-phosphate phospho-lyase-like. The coding region runs from base 120 to 1520 and encodes 466 amino acids. NCBI's taxonomy places the organism in Eukaryota, Metazoa, Arthropoda, Thecostraca, Balanomorpha, Balanidae. Gene Ontology annotation, cellular component: mitochondrion. Gene Ontology annotation, molecular function: pyridoxal phosphate binding; transaminase activity. The transcript has 12 exons. The record is from RefSeq and is a predicted model, not a curated record.
GCUUGCAGCGCCCCCUGGCCGGGUCGCUCGCCAGGGCGGCCGCUCAGUAGCUGCUAGUCGGCUAGCCACUGUAGCGCCGACGGUGUCGAUGAAAAGUCGUGCAUCGGAUCGCUGCGAUUAUGGGGCUCGUCCAUUCGAUCAUGGCUGGUUUUAGCGGUGGUGAUGGGCAGCGUGAACUUACUAAGGAGGAAAUCAUUCGGAUCAGAGCGACUCAUCUAAGCUCUGCAAAUGAGAUGUUUUUCAAAGAGGACCCUCUUAUGAUCAUGCGUGGGGAAGGCGCCUUCCUGUACGACGAAAAGGAUAACGGAUACCUGGACUGUAUAAACAACGUAUGCCACGUGGGACAUUCCAACCCUCACGUGGUGGCUGCAAUAAGUCAACAGGCCGCCCAGCUCAACACCAACAAUCGCUACCUCCACCCGAACCUUGCGCGGCUUUUACGGAGGUUAGUCCCUACAUUCGCGCCUUCAGAUUUGACCCGAGUGACCCUGGUCAAUUCGGGUUCUGAGGCCAAUGAUUUGGCUCUACGUAUGGCACGAGCUCAUACGGGCAAUGAAGAUAUCAUAACUCUGAAUCAUGCCUACCACGGGCAUGUGAGCUCAACGAUCGACGUGUCCCCGUACAAGUCUAAGGGUCUGGGCGUUAAUUCUCCAGUGGUUUAUGAGGCACCGUGCCCGGACAUCUACCGUGGCAAAUACACGGACCAAACACACCCCGGUCUCUCACCUGAGGCCCUGGGUGAACUCUAUGCUCAGGAAGUUGGCGAAAUCAUUGCCACUCUGGCGGAGCAGGGCCGUCGUCCCGCCGCCUUCAUCGCCGAGAGUCUCCAGAGCUGCGGGGGACAGAUUAUACCGCCCCCCGGCUACCUGCGAAGGGUGUACCAGCUAGUCCACGCCGCCGGCGGUAUCACAGUUGCCGACGAAGUGCAGGUCGGAUUCGGUCGUGUUGGCACACACUGGUGGGCCUACCAAACUCAGGGGGCUGACGUCAAACCCGAUAUAGUCACGAUGGGUAAACCGAUGGGCAACGGCCAUCCGGUAGCUGCUGUGAUAUGUACGGAGGCGGUCGACAAGAGUUUCGCCAGGAGCGGAGUCGCCUACUUUAACACGUACGGCGGAAACCCGGUGUCCUGUGCUGCUGCCCUGGCGGUGCUGGAUGAAAUCCAAACACACAAUCUCAAGGAGCAUUGCGUCAAGAUUGGCCACCUGUUGAUAUCGAAGCUGGAAGAUCUCAAGAACAGACACAGACUGAUUGGAGAUGUGCGCGUGCUGGGGAUGUUUGCUGGCAUCGAGCUGGUGACUGACAGGGAGCAAAGAACGCCGGCCACCGCCGAGGCCAAGCUGCUGCUGCAGAAAAUGCUCAAGGAGCGGGUGCUGCUCUCUGCUGACGGACCUGAUAGAAACGUUAUCAAAUUCAAACCACCGAUUGUGUUCAGCGAGGAGAACGUGGAAGAGUUGGUCACGAAGCUGGACCGUGUGCUGGCCCAGCUGGAGGGUGACCAGAACAAUGACCGUGAAUGACGUACCACUGGUGACGUCAUUGUGAAGAGCAGCUGCCGAGGGGGAGAGGGAAGAGGGGAGGGGAGAGGCGAUGGCGGCAACUUUGAUGGCAUUGGCUUGUGAUGUGACUGUGGCUUCCAUGCUGGCUAUUUUCCUGAAAGAGAUUACCCAAUCCACUGGGUAAUAUAUGAGAUUGUUGAUAAUGUUGAGGAGAUUUUACCGGAACGCCGUUGACCAGGACUGGGGUCAGGUUUAGAUGAAUUGACUGUUUGGGUCUGAUUCUCAAGUGGAAGGUUCCGAGUGGUAUUUUGGAAGCGCCUUUUGUAGAAGCGUGACUCAGAGUAUAGUUUUGUAGAAUACUCUCCACCGCGUUCAUCGACUACCCUUUUAUACGAAACUUUGUGGGCAGUAAAUACAGCCUAUAAAAAAUA